Messenger RNA from Porites evermanni, 1598 nucleotides. The record is from the annotation of a GenBank genome assembly. NCBI's taxonomy places the organism in Eukaryota, Metazoa, Cnidaria, Anthozoa, Scleractinia, Poritidae.
AUUUUUAUUGACAGGCAAGAAGGUCAGCGACAAACAUGCAACUGUCCUGUUGACAGAGAGGAGCUUGUGGAUCAUAAGGUAAAUGCAUAAUCCGUGAUGGUGAGGAUGAUCACUUGCUUCAUGGAGGGGGGUGGUUGUUUGAUGUAUAAAAGGGAGGGGAGGGAGGGGUGCUCAGUGGAAAAGGAAAAUGAAGUCCUUAAGGUGUCAUGGCUUACAUGUUCCAGCAAUACUUGAUACAAAAAAGAAUCCCACCCCCAGCCAGGAAAAGUAGUAGUCUAGUAGUAGUCUUUAUGCCUUUGCAAAGAUAGGUUAUUUUCUUCGUGCGCAUUUUGUUAUUAAAAUUGGCUGUGUCAAGGAUAGAAUAUAUUUUAAAGAAAAUGAUCAGAAUCUCAGCUGGUUUAUUUCUUAGUUUAAUUUUCAUUUGCAGUACAUAUAAUUUUCUGAUAAAAGUAUAGUCGAAUGAAACAAACACAAAAUGGUUUACUUAACCACUAAAAUUCCAAAAAAUAAAAAGUGCUUGGGCCAAAAUUCUUAUGAAUAAUAAAAUGAAAAAAAAAAAGUAAAUUAAAUAUUAUUAAUUUAGAAUUUUUGAAUUAUACAUUGUAGGAUAUCUUCCCUGAUAAAGCAACUGGGAGGAAGAUUCUGUCCUUAUUCAUAAGAUGUCCAAAUACUGGAUGUGAUUGGACUGGUGAACUGAGAGAGAAAAAGGUGAAGUAGAGUAUCAUUAAAGCAAUUUUUUAAUACAUAAAAGGACCUCCAAAUCCACAGAUUUUAAGGCGCCUACAUGGUAUAUCUAUAUGGAUAAAACUUAAUUUGGUUCUUUGCGGUCCUGAUCUACAUGUUAUAUAUAUAUGGAUGAAACCAAGUUGGUUCUUUGGGGUCCUGAUCUAACUGUACUGUAGCAUCCCUGCGCUGCAUACGUUUACGUCCGUCUGCGAAAAAGCGCCUAAAUCCUUGUUCUGGGCUCCCAUUUGUGUACCAGGAUUUGAAUACUCGCCACGAUUGGCUUGUUUAAAACGCCAUUGUUGAUUUGCCAAUCAGGUUGAAAGGAAAUUUGACCGCAACUCCGAUAAUUCGUUGAGUCCGUUGGGGGCCAAGAACAACGAUAUCGGCGCUGCUUCACAGACGUUACUAACUGAGGUUUAAGGCGUUUGUGACUCAGGCAAGCCGUAGGUGGUAAUUAAGUUCUUUAGUGUUUGAGACUCUUUCCUGAAACGUGUGUAUCACAUUUGAAAUGAAAUGAAAGUGCUUGAACAAAAUUAAUUAUUAAUUAAACCGCGGUGUAUAGGUGGCAUUUAUUGUCGCAUUUUUUUAUCUAUCGAGUACUAGCAUGAAUUACACUGCAACCACUUACAGUGUAAUGCCGAGUGCCCCCGUCUGAGUUUGUUGCUUCUCAAGUUGAAUGGGGAAACACGUAAAUACCAAACACAAAAUCACAGUAAAUACCAGACAUUGUACGAUGAAAAUUAUUUGUUGACAGAGGUGGGAAUUUAUCCCGGCAGGAUCAUGUUGUUCACUGUGAAAAGGAACCUGUGGAAUGUCCAAAUGGCUGCGGUUUAUUUGUUGUUCGCAAACAGGUAGGUAACAUGUUAUCAUAA